Molecule: messenger RNA, 279 nt
Organism: Aspergillus tanneri
Lineage: Eukaryota; Fungi; Ascomycota; Eurotiomycetes; Eurotiales; Aspergillaceae
Exons: 4
Coding region: 1-279 (92 amino acids)
Source: RefSeq, a predicted model, not a curated record
AUGCGUUUUAUCAUUGCGAUCUCAUCUCUUCUGGCCAUUGCCUCUGCGGCUCCAGCUUCAGGUGCGCAGAACUUGCAAGACCUACACAGCAGCGCUGCUGCCUACACUGAAUCCAUGAAGGCCGCAGGAUGCGACUGGCUGGCCUGUGUUUCCUCCCUUGCUGGUGAAAGCGCUGCUUGUGCGGCUGCUGCGGCAGAGCUAGGUGCUAACCCCAUUGCCGAUGCCGCUUGCAUCGCGAGCGUUGGUACCGGUACUGCUUCUUGCAGCAAGUGUGGCUAA